UUGUACAUUAUUGUUGGGUUUUGGUGCAUUUGUUGUUCUGAUAAUUUCUUUUUUGCUAUAGAAAAAGUAGAAUUAUUUUAGGAGGAUGUAGAUGACCAUUAUAGGUUCCUUCCUUCCAACUGCCUGACCACUUCAGGGCUGACUAAAAGUUACCUGUUAGCUAGAGCGUUGUUCAAAGGCCUCCUAAACAAUGACAGUCUUGGGGUAUCAGCCAAUUUGACCAUGCUUUUAUCCUGUCAAGCUGUCCUCCUUGUUCCAGAGGUCUCUUGUGCCAUAAAAUUUCUGAUGUGGAAAAAUUAAAAGCUGGUUUAUUUCCAAAUUAGAAAAUUCCCAACUGAGUGCUUUGCAGUAAACUAAAGCAAGAGCUUUUGUAUUUAGUAUUACUUUUACCCUUCUUUCAUGUCCUCUCCCAUCCCUGUGACAGUUGUCACUCUCUAUGCCACCCUGGGUGAAGAGGCAGUGACCUAUGGUCUCAACGAGUGUGGAGCAUCAUAUCUGGUCACAAGUGUGGAACUCCUUGAGAGCAAACUUAAGACUGCGCUGCCACAAGUCUCCUGUCUGAAACAUGUAAUUUAUGUGGACACAAAGAUGAUAAAUAAAUCAGAAUACCCUGAAAACGUGGAGAUUCAUAGUAUGCAGGCAGUAAAAGAGCUGGGAGCCAAACCAGAAAACUCAAGCAUUCUGCCAAGCAGACCUGUUCCUACAGACUUGGCUUUAGUAAUGUACACCAGUGGCUCUACUGGGAGACCCAAAGGAGUGAUGAUGAUGCAUAAAAACUUAAUAGCUGGAAUGACAGGACAGUGUGAGAGAAUACCUGGACUGGGACCCAAGGACACUUAUAUUGGUUAUUUGCCUCUGGCCCAUGUGUUAGAACUGACAGCAGAAGUUUCUUGCAUCACUUACGGCUGCAGGAUUGGUUACUCCUCUCCUCUCACUCUGUCAGAUCAGUCAAGUAAAAUAAAGAAGGGAAGCAAAGGAGACUGUACUGUACUUAAGCCUACACUGAUGGCAGCUGUGCCUGAAAUAAUGGACAGAAUUUAUAAAAAUGUCAUGAGUAAAGUUCAAGAGAUGAACUAUAUUCAGAGAACACUGUUCAAGAUAGGCUAUGACUACAAAUUGGAACAGAUCAAGAGGGGAUAUGAUGCACCUCUGUGUAAUAUACUACUGUUUAAAAAAGUAAAGGCCCUGCUGGGAGGGAAUGUCCGUAUGAUGCUUUCUGGAGGAGCACCGCUCUCACCUCAAACACAAAGAUUCAUGAACAUCUGUUUUUGCUGUCCUGUUGGUCAAGGCUAUGGACUGACAGAAACGUGUGGAGCCGGAACCAUUACAGAAGUUGCUGAUUACAGCACUGGCAGAGUUGGAGCUCCUCUUAUUUGUUGUGAAAUAAAACUGAGAGACUGGCAAGAAGGGGGCUAUACUAAUAAAGACAAGCCUAAUCCUAGAGGAGAAAUUAUAAUUGGUGGACCAAAUGUCUCCAUGGGAUAUUUUAAAAAUGAAGAGAAGACAACAGAAGAGUUUUAUGUUGAUGAGAAUGGCCAGAGAUGGUUCUGUACAGGAGAUAUUGGGGAAUUUCAUCCAGAUGGGUGUCUGCAGAUCAUAGAUCGUAAGAAGGACUUGGUAAAGCUCCAAGCAGGAGAAUAUGUAUCUCUGGGCAAAGUAGAGGCAGCACUGAAGAACUGCCCAUUGAUUGACAAUAUCUGUGCUUAUGCCAAAAGUGAUCAGUCCUAUGUGAUCAGUUUUGUGGUCCCUAACCAGAAGAAGCUGACAGCAUUGGCUGAGCAGAAAGGCAUCAGUGGAACCUGGGUGGACAUUUGUAACCAUCCUACAAUGGAAGCAGAAAUACUGCAAGAGAUUAAAGAAGUGGCAAACAAGAUGAAAUUAGAAAGAUUUGAAAUACCCAUCAAGGUCCGGUUAAGCCCUGAACCGUGGACCCCCGAGACUGGGUUAGUAACAGAUGCUUUCAAGCUGAAAAGGAAAGAACUGAAAAAUCAUUACCUCAACGACAUUGAAAGAAUGUAUGGAGGCAAAUAAACAGCUCUGCUGAUCUGGCACUUGUGCAGCUGGUUCCUUCUCAUGCCUCAGUUUUGGAUGUCUGUGUAUACUGUAGAUAUCACACAUUUCAAAAAAAUACACCAAAUGGAUGACUGUUUCUAUAAUUGCUAUAAAGCAAAAAAGAUAAUAUCUUAGACUCCAAAUUCUUAAUUAUUAGCAGAUUAGACAUUAGUCUUCACAGAGUUUUGUGUGAUCAUCUCCAGUUUUGAGACAGACAUCAUGAUGUGAAGCAGUGUGACCAGGUGUUUUUAUUGUUUCUCUAGCAUAUUCAGACUGCUUAUAACUUCUCUUUAACUCAUGCUGAAGUCUGGCCUAUAUUUCAAAGAAGAAAAAAUAAUGUAAUUGUGAUGAUUCUUCUGUCAUAAUAGGACACUUGUAAUAGGAUACUUCCUUCUAGCAAGGAGGGAAAAGGAGUAUCUAAUGUCUACCCUUCUCCAUUUAAAAACAAAACCAAGACAACAGCAGUAGUCAAGAACUUGCUAGAGAUCACUA
This is a messenger RNA of Sturnus vulgaris (Common starling), 2544 nucleotides long. Lineage: Eukaryota; Metazoa; Chordata; Aves; Passeriformes; Sturnidae. The record is from RefSeq and is a predicted model, not a curated record.